GCAACUGCGUGCGGUAUGAAAAUUUGGCUCUAGUUCAGAAAAGGCAAGAAAAUAAAGGAAAAAAAACAAAGGGCCACGUACGCACACUCUUCAAGUGGGUGCGCACAUUGAAUUCCGUGCGCUCACACGGUGCACGUUAGCACUCUUAGAACUUCUCUGUCUUCUCCGCUUCAGAUUUCCCCGCGAGACCAGAAACACACACAAUUUUCUUUUCCAUUCUCCAAAAUUCCAAUUCGGCCACCUAUAAUUCCGCACAAUUCCUCGUUAACAUCUAAAAAUGGCUCCAGCCACCACCUUGGCGGCGGCUCGGCGUCUCGUUGGCUCCCGGCGCAGAACCGAGGCCCCUCGACGGCGCCCGUCGCCGUCGUCUCCACCGAGGAAGCUGAGACCUAUGUCUGAGAUAAUGGCACGUGCGAAAUAUGCGGUGGUGGAACGAACUGACUACAGCAACAUCAUCUGCGAACAAUGCGGCUCCGGUGAACGUUCCGACGAGCUCCUCCUUUGUGAUAAAUGCGAUAAAGGCUUCCACAUGAAAUGCCUUAGACCGAUCGUGGCUCGUGUUCCUAUUGGAUCCUGGCUUUGCCCCAAAUGCUCUGGCCAUAGGCGAGUAAGAAGUUUUUCGCAGAAAAAGAUAAUUGAUUUCUUCAGGAUUCAGAAGACUGGUGAUGGGAAAAACAAAUGCACCUCAAAUCAAGAUACAAGAAAGCGUCGCAAACGUUCUAGAUCAUUGGUGUUGCUAAAGAAAAGAAGGAGACUCUUGCCAUUUAUACCAUCUGAAGAUCCUAACCAACGAUUGAAACAAAUGGGCACCCUUGCUUCUGCAUUAACAGCAAUGCAGAUGGAAUUCAGUGAUGAUCUAACCUACUUUCCUGGCAUGGCCCCUAGAUCUGCCAAUCAGGCCAAGUUUGAAAAUGGUGGCAUGCAGGUUCUUGCGAAGGAAGAUAUGGAGACCUGGGAACUCUGCAGAGCAAUGUUUAGGAGAGGCGAAUGCCCUCCUCUUAUAGUAGUUUUUGAUUCAUGUGAAGGCUAUACAGUAGAAGCAGAUGCACAGAUCAAGGAUAUGACAUUCAUUGCAGAAUACACAGGAGAUGUGGAUUAUAUUAAAAACCGGGAAAAUGAUGAUUGUGAUAGCAUGAUGACCCUUCUUUUAGCAACAGACACAUCUAAAAGUCUUGUAAUCUGCCCUGAUAGACGUGGAAACAUUGCUCGCUUUAUCAAUGGCAUUAACAAUCAUACUGUGGAAGCUUAUUCAUUGUUGGUGGAGAGUCAAAGAAAUUUCUUCAAAUUCAUGCAUGGGCCAAUUUAUUGUAAUUUAUGAUGUAAAGCUGGUCUAUUUUGCAGCCAUUAGCGAAAGACGGCAGGCAAGAAAAUUUUUCCUUGGAAUUUAGAUGUUCAAGAAAUUUAUUUAUGAAACAGUACCUUCUUCCAUUACAGUUCUCUAUGAGGGUUUUUAGUUUUACCAAUUCCUGUCAUUAUACAGGUUUUUAAAAUAUAAUUAUUCUCUGGACUGCUACAGAGCAUUUUCCUGUAAUUAUUCAUCUUUCAGUCAUACUCUUCAUCUUUAUAUCACUCCCCCCUUUUUUUCCCAGUGAGAAGAAUGUUUCAUUUCUGUGGAUCACAAUGAUACAAUGCUAUAAGAAAUAGCUAAGAGCCAUGGAGACAACAGGAAUGAAGCUAUGAAACCAGAAAACAGAAAGUCAUGGUGGAUCAUAUUCAAAAUGAACACCAAGAAAGAUGGUAUUGGUGGUUGUCUUGUCUCAUCCAAUCAGCUUCGGUUGCUUGUGACAUUGAAGGUGCUGCCAUAGGCACUGUUAGAAUUCAACAGAACAAAGUCAUUGUGGGCUUUAUUGUAGAGCACAGAUUUCAGUAUAAAUUUAGGGGUUUGGCAUGUAAAUGAAAAUUUACAAAGUUUUGGAAUUGAAAUAGAAAAAUUCUAUAUUAAAAGCAAUAUGAUGAUACUCUUCAAAAACAAAAGCAAUAUGAUAAUACUAUUAAAUAAUUUGGAAUUAGGAUCAAAUUUACCAUUGUACAAUGA
This is a messenger RNA of Durio zibethinus, 2035 nucleotides long. The record is from RefSeq and is a predicted model, not a curated record. NCBI's taxonomy places the organism in Eukaryota, Viridiplantae, Streptophyta, Magnoliopsida, Malvales, Malvaceae.